This is a messenger RNA of Babesia ovata, 369 nucleotides long. RefSeq names its product pre-mRNA branch site p14. Lineage: Eukaryota; Apicomplexa; Aconoidasida; Piroplasmida; Babesiidae. Bases 1 to 369 code for a protein of 122 amino acids. The record is from RefSeq and is a predicted model, not a curated record. The transcript is spliced from 3 exons. Gene Ontology annotation, cellular component: nucleus; cytoplasm; ribonucleoprotein complex. Gene Ontology annotation, molecular function: mRNA binding.
AUGAUCAUCGGGACCAGCGCUUCGAGGCGCAGUAUGCGCCUCUCCCCAGAGGUUAGCAGAAUUCUCUAUUUGAGGAACCUGCCAUAUAAGAUCUCCGCCGAGGAGCUAUACGACAUCUUUGGGAAGUACGGAUCAGUGCGACAAAUUAGAAAGGGUAACAGUCCUAGGACUAACGGCACUGCCUUCGUCGUGUACGACGACAUAUACGACGCCAAAAACGCCCUCGACCAUCUGUCUGGGUUCAACGUUGCAGGCCGGUAUCUGGUUGUACUGUACUACAACCCGACCCGUCUCAACAAGCGCAAGGACCUCGACAAGGAGCAAGAGGAACUUGACAGAGUCAAAGCCACUUUGAACAUGAACAACUAG